CUUCUCUUUCGAUUUCGUUCCUCUUCCCCAAUCCAAACCCCAUGACUGCCGAGACGCUCUCGCAGCUCCCAAACGGCGCCGUCGUCGCUAACGGCGAUCUGAAUCCUCUCUCCGACGCAUCCGACGGCGCCGCCGUCAAGAAAUCGAGGGAGAGCGAACGACGCCGUCGGAGGAGAAAGCAGAAGAAGAAUCGUAAAGCUUCUCAGUCCACCGCCAGUGACGUCAGCGACGGCGAUGAUGUGAAGGAGAACAACGAUCCUCAACAGGUUGUUGAGCAAGUUGAAAUCGAAUAUGUUCCGGAGAAAGCUGAGCUAAAUGAAGAAUUGGAUGAGGAGUUCAGAAAAAUUUUCGAGAAAUUUACAUUCAAGAGUGCUGCGGGUGUCGAGGAGGAAAAGAAAGAUGAGGCUCAAGAAGGAGCCACAAAGAAGAAGGCUGACUCAGAUUCUGAAGAGGAGGAACAGGAUAAUGAGCAAAAAGAGAAAGGCGUAUCAAACAAGAAGAAAAAGCUUCAACGUCGAAUGAAGAUUGCAGAAUUGAAACAGAUCUGUGCAAGGCCUGAUGUUGUUGAGGUGUGGGAUGCAACUGCAGCUGAUCCUAAAUUGCUGGUCUUUUUGAAAUCGUAUCGGAAUACCGUACCGGUGCCAAGGCAUUGGUGCCAGAAAAGGAAGUUUUUACAGGGUAAACGUGGUAUCGAGAAGCAACCAUUUCAGCUUCCUGAUUUCAUUGCUGCAACUGGAAUUGAGAAAAUUAGACAGGCAUACAUUGAAAAAGAAGAUAGUAAGAAGUUGAAGCAAAAGCAGCGAGAACGCAUGCAGCCAAAGAUGGGCAAAAUGGAUAUUGAUUAUCAGGUUCUGCAUGAUGCCUUUUUCAAGUACCAAACUAAGCCAAAGCUCACAACUCUUGGUGAUCUGUACCAUGAAGGGAAAGAAUUUGAGGUAAAAUUAAGGGAGAUGAAGCCAGGCAUGCUGUCACAUGAACUGAAAGAAGCUCUUGGUAUGCCAGAUGGUGCUCCUCCACCAUGGCUCAUAAAUAUGCAGAGAUAUGGGCCUCCCCCAUCAUAUCCACAUUUGAAAAUCCCUGGACUCAAUGCUCCAAUCCCCGCCGGCGCUAGCUUUGGUUAUCAUCCAGGUGGCUGGGGAAAGCCUCCUGUUGAUGAAUAUGGCCACCCAUUGUAUGGAGACGUUUUUGGCGUUCAGCAACAAGAUCAACCUAAUUAUGAGGAAGAGCCGGUUGAUAAGACGAAACAUUGGGGUGAUUUGGAGGAAGAGGAAGAGGACGAAGAGGAUGAUGAUGAAGAGGAAGAACCGAUGGAGGAGGAAGAAAUAGAGGAUGGUUUUAAAUCUGUUGAGACCGAUGUUACAAGUAUUCCUGCUGGCGUUGAGACACCUGAUGUCAUUGACCUUCGCAAGCAGAGAAAGGAGCCUGAAAGGCCUUUAUACCAAGUACUUGAAGAGAAAGAAGAGAGGAUUGGUUCAGGGACAUUGCUUGGGACGACUCACACUUAUGUUGUUGGUAGUGGCACACAAGACAAAGCAGGAGCUAAAAGGGUGGAUCUACUAAGAGCUCAGAAAGCAGAUAAAGUGGAUGUCACUCUCCAACCUGAAGAAUUGGAAGCUAUGGAGAAUGUCUUGCCUGAAAAGUAUGAGCAAGCAAGGGAAGAGGAGAAGCUGCGAAAUCAGCGAGAGGAUUUCAGUGACUUGGUUGUGGAGCAUGAGAAGAAGAGGAAGCGUAAGCAGGAAAAGGAAGGGAAAUCGAGCAAAAAGAAAGGAGACUUUAAGUUUUAGGGUUUGGUCAGGUAUAAUUGUAUUCGCCAGACAUGAGAGAUCUGAGUUCUAUCAAGUUUUGCAAGAUGUCGAGCAUGAUGUUGAGAUUUAACGAGCCCGUAUGUUUGAAUCCCAGACGUAUUGGAUAGUAUUGAAAAAUCUGAUAUUAACCUUUGGUGUAUGAUCUUUUUAUAUAUGAUUAUUCACUUUUCUGC
Messenger RNA from Fragaria vesca subsp. vesca, 1978 nucleotides. Its product is annotated as splicing factor 3B subunit 2-like. The coding region runs from base 42 to 1784 and encodes 580 amino acids. NCBI's taxonomy places the organism in Eukaryota, Viridiplantae, Streptophyta, Magnoliopsida, Rosales, Rosaceae. Gene Ontology annotation, biological process: mRNA splicing, via spliceosome. The transcript is spliced from 16 exons. The record is from RefSeq and is a predicted model, not a curated record. Gene Ontology annotation, cellular component: nucleus; U2 snRNP; catalytic step 2 spliceosome.